Messenger RNA from Coregonus sp. 'balchen', 20729 nucleotides. Lineage: Eukaryota; Metazoa; Chordata; Actinopteri; Salmoniformes; Salmonidae. The record is from the annotation of a GenBank genome assembly.
GUCAAGAUGGCGGACGAAGAAAACACACUAACUGUGAGGAUAAUUUACUUGCUAUGAAUUGGGAUUACAAUGGUAAACCGAAUAAAAUCUGCAAUGUCUCGGAGAUAACUAGCUGGGAUGUUUGUUGUUAGCAGUGUACUAUGUCUAGGAACGUUUUGCUGAGCAUUCUCCAGCUCUAUCUAGCUGAAAACAUAGCAGAUAGCUAACGACUAGCUUGCUAAUGCUAGCAAAGUCGUUACAGCAGUAACUGUUGACGUUACAGCUCUAAUUGGGUCAUGGCUAAAAUGUUUUUGUCAAAUAACGAAAGACAACAAAAGUUGGAAUGUUUUGCAUUUUAGCUAACCCUAACCCUAAUCUUAACUUAAUUAUCCUAACCUGCUACAGUAAUACGUUUGCUUAGCUAGCUAAUUAGCUAAACUCACGAAAUUAAUGUCCUAACGUUAUUUUUCGAAAUCAAGGGGUAUGGCUUUAUUCCAUACGUUGAAAUUAGUGUGCAUUCAAUUCAAAUAGUUCAAAGAUUUUUAUUGCGUUCUUAAUGACGCCCAAUAUAACUGGACGCCACAAGCAGAUGUGAAGUCGUCAUUAUUAGUCGGCGACACGUUGUUAUUGUUGUUGGACAGCAAACAUGGCGGAUGAAAGUGUUGCUGGAGCCAGCCUUCUUAAGGUAAUUUCGUUAAUGCAUUUGGUAAAUAAUGCUGUAGUAAAGUUGCAACAGAGCAUGCUGAGUCUACUUUCUAGUAGUCAGAAUAAUCUCACUCGAGAGAUACGCCUGAGCAGACAACGAUAUGACGUUGAACGACGGCACAAACACCGACAGUUUUGGCGUUUACGCGCUACAACCACAGUGUCUGUACUGACGAAAGAAGCAGCAGUCGAGGAUGCAACAUGCCUUCGAAGUGUGUGGAAGCGGGAUCGAAGACGCGGUGAAGCUUUUUGCAGUUGGAUGGUUUCGACGAUGUUCAAUGGCGCAAACACUUCCGCAUGACUUGGACCACAUUUGAGCACCUUGCACAGUUACUAGAGUCCAAGAUAACUAAACAGACCACCAAUGUCCGAAACACAAUUUAAUACCGUGAAAUGCUUGCUCUCUUUUUGUGGUGGUGUGCAACACCGAGCGAGUACCACAUUAUUUCAAGUUUAUUUGGAGUCGGCGUCUCUACUGUUUUCAUCAUUCUACGACAGGUUACCGCAGCUGUUGUGAAGACAAUGUACAACCGCAUUAUUUCGCUACCCGGUGGUGAAGGCACGGUAGACACCAUCUGUGGGUUUAAGCAGCUUGGGUAUCCACAAUGUGCAGGUGCCAUCUGCGAGACACAUCCCCAAAAUAUAAUCCAAAGGACUACUUGAACAGCAAAGGGCAGCAUUCUGUUGUUUUGCAGGCUGUUGCUGAUCACAACCUCUGGUAAGUGUUCUGCUGCUCAUCGAAUGUCUGUUUUGACAAACAGAGGCCAUGUUACCACUUGGUGAUAUAUAAGACAUGUUUUAACUGUUUAUUUUCUUUAUUUUUCUAGCUUCACUGAUGUCUAUGUGGGGUGUCCAGGUCGCACAGGGGAUGACAGAGUAUUGGCCAACUCUGAUCUUUUCAGACUGGCAGGGGGGCCAUCUUUUUCUCCAGGAGGUAUGUAAUUAAACAUCUAUGAUUUUGCUACAGUUAUAUAGAAUUUAAGCACAUUACUAUGGUUGCAAAGUUUUUAGUUAUGACCUAUUUACUGUAGGUGUACAAUUGUUUCUGAAUCUACAAUUAUUCCCUCUGUCACAGAAUUCAGCGAUUGUGAAUGGAGUAGAGAUACCAGUUCAUCUGGUAGGAGACCAAGCGUACCCACUGAAGAGGUGAUUAAUGACAGGCUUUACCCAGGACACAGCUCUGAAUAACCACCAGCAGAAGUUUAAUGACCACCUGAGUUCUGCCUGGGUGGCUAUUGAUGACGCCUUAGGACGCUUUAAUGGACGCUGGAGAUGUUUGGUGAAGUGCAUGAACAUUGACAUUAAGUUGACGACAGACAUUGUGACGGCGUGUUGCAUACUGCACAAUGUGUGCGAACUGAAGAAAGAAGAGUUUCGGCUGAAUGGAACAUUGGCCAAGAUCAGCUGAAGAAAGAAGAGUUUCUGCCUGAAUGGAACCGGAUCCUCAUUGGCCAGGAUCAUCAGCAGACAGAGGCUGAGCUCACAGAGCAAGACCAGAGUUUACUACAAGGGCCAGUGGAGGAAAGGGUUGCUAUCAUACGGGAUGCCAUUAUGACCUCUUUACAGGACACCAUCAUAACCGUACACUGAUGUUUGAGCUUUGUGGUGCAAGUUGUUUGUGAUUACGUAGUGUUAAAUACCGCAUUGCUCAUGUUGUGGCUAUGCCAACAAAUAACAUUUCGUAACGACGUUGUGAAUUUGCAGUGCAACACUUUUUCUUGAAUGCUAUUUACUUUUGCGCAGUAUGUUUUCAAGAUGUUCUUGAAUGCUAUGUUACACUUUGUAUUUUUAAGAGAUUUUUUUACGUAAACGUUAUGUUACAUUACUUUGUUUUAUGUGAAUGCUUUGUUCUUUGAAGAGACCCUCAAUAAAUGUGUUUUAUGAACAUGUGUAGAACAAAGUCAUCGCAAUGCAAUUUAGUCCAACCAAAUCAACACUCAAUUAAAUGAAUAACAUAUUCUAGCAGUAAUUUAAUAUUUGAAAACCACACAAAAAACCUAUUGGUGAUAGAAAAUGUAAAAAGAAACUUGGCAACAGCAAGCACAGACAAACCUUGCAUUUGAACAAAUACCAAACACAGUAUUUUGUAUUUAUUCCGGAUCCCCAUUGGCUGCAGCUACUCUUCCUGGGAUCCAAUCACAAUUACAUACAAUAAAUCAAUACAUAACACAACUCAUUAUUACACACUACUCUACCAUAACAUAUCUACAAUGCAAAAUCAAUAAUACAGCAAAAUCAACAGUAAAGUGAGUUAUAGGGGAAGCAAAAGCCCCACAACAAAAGGUGGUGAAAGAGGUAAUGAGUGUAUUAAAGUAAAGCUCCUACAUAAAAGGACAGGCAUGUCUCCGCUGGAGCCAUGUCAUGCCUAGUACAGGGCCUUCUAGCGGCAUCAAACUCCCUUAUAAGUGUUCUAGUCUACUUGGUGUGCCAACAAAAGAUGGCUGACUGUCACCAAAAGAGUCUGAUGGUCCAGGUGUAGUGUAUAAUGCAUCCCCAGAGGGGAAUGGUGAAUGAGGUGGCAGGAUGCAGGCCAGGAGUUGCUCCAAAAUGGAGACUCUCUCUCCCUGACCACAUCACAAUGUGUUGCCUCAUGGAUCUCCCUCUCAAAGUAACUGUUGGUCUUUUUCAGCUUCCAGUGGCCUCUGAGCUGAAGAAACGCCAGGCUCCAAAAGGUAAAUGUCUAAUUACACAACAGUGACUGUGUGAAUGAUUGUACUUCUUCUCUUCAAAAGACUACAGUUUUCCAUUGAAAUGUCACAUAGGCCUGUGUUUUAACAUGACAGUGGAGGGCAUUAGUUGCACAGGUAUGAUGCUAUAGGCCUAUUUAUUUGGGGGAAAUGGUUUGGCUAACUGAAAGCAUUUACUAAGGUCACCCUAGUCAAAAUUAGUCUCUCUAGAUAUCCAGGUUGCCUCCCACAAUUUUAAAACGCUCCGGCUUAACAGCGUCUGUACGUAAUAGAACGUCGGUUUGGCAUAGAGGAACAACGUCACUGCCUACCAGUGGAGGCUGCUGAAGGGAGGAUGGCUCAUUAUAAUGGCUGGAAUGGAGUCAUUGGAAUGGCAUCAAACACAUGGAAACCAUGUGUUUGAUGUCUUUGUUACCAUUCCAUUGACUCCAUUCCAGCCAUUUAUGAGCCGUCCUCCCCUCAGCAGCCUUCACUGCUGCCUAGUCACUACCUUAUCCGCUUGAAUAAAAUACAAAAUAGUAGCUAGCAAGAUGAAGAUCACAGAGGUUAUUUUUUAUGAGUGCAUUUCGCAAGUGGCUAGUUUGCAUUAACUACUUUAACUAAAACCACUGCAAAUGUUUUGCCUGCAAACUUUGAUUUCGAAACACGACAUUCUGGCAUGUCUGCUUUGUGAUUUUUUGGGAGAGUUGUCUGUCUGAAGAGGACCCACCCCGGAACAAAUUUUUCCCGUUAUCGUAGUUGCCAAAACAGUCCGUCCUCUAAACCCAACCCUCACUGUUGCAUAUGGACGAGACUUAAGUCAAAAUGCCAGAAUUAAUGCUCGCUGCAGUGUGUUACAGACUUUUAAACAAAUAUUUUAUGAGACUAUAGAGGGCACCCUUACCCUUUUUCCUAUGUUUAAGCUGACAAACUCACAACCAUAUUCCAAGACACAGUAAGAAUAUAUAGGUCAUUCGUAUAGAAUAGCUUGUAGAUAUUGUUUUCAUCCAUCCCACAGAAGUUGACCUUCAAUAUUUUUUUAAAGGCCAUGAUAUCACCCUUAGGCCGCUUCAUUCAUCACCCGCUGUAUUUUGUGUGCCAACUCUUAUUGUUGUGCAGCCCACUACAGAAGUCAUGUUAUUGAUACAAAGCAAUUGUAGGAGAAGCACCAACCCACAAUUCUUCCACUUGACCUCAAUUUCCGAAGAGGUGACAAGUUGAAGAGUGAACUUGAUCCGCUUCAGGGGUCUUUUGAUCUCGGCUUUUCUUCAAGCAUUCUGCUCCAACUUAUCCUCGUUGCUCAGCUGGAUUUUAAAAAAUAGUUAACAGAAUAAUACAAAUCUGUCUCCUCUCUCUACACAUUACAGAGAUCAUGCAUACAAUGAGAGCAUUUUUUUGGGGGGGAUGAAACCUUUUCGCUGGCUAUAUUUGGACGGUUCCAUGCUGGGUUCCUCUUCCUAUGGCUGCUACUCUCUUUAUUGUCCCGUAAAGACGUGUCACACACCAACUCCCCUCCCUCCUCAAAAUCUGCCCAGCUUUAGUAAGUGUGGACUUAGAGUGCCACAGGGCCGCAGCUGAAACCCAGAGACAAGAAUAUUAUUGCUGUCUCGGCAAGAGCCAAAGCGGAUUAAGCCCACAAAUAGGGCCACUCCAAAUCUGAUGCGGCAAAUAUGAGAGGGGGAAUGCAGUCUUCAUGCACUGCAGUCUACCACUCAGCGAACAGGGGAAAAAGGGAAGGCUCUCUCUGUGGGGUUAGAGUGGGGCUCCAGUCGGGGUUCUUGCUGUGAGACACUGGAGCUCCGACUUAAGGAUUGGUGAGAUAAAACAGAGGGGAGCUUUGGUGUAAAUCACAGUAUUUCCACAGGCACUAGCCUAAUAACAUGCAGGACCAGACCCUGUAGUGUGGUCUCAGUCAGCUUCAUUUCAUAUAGCCAGUAUCCUAUUGCUGCCUCACCGGUAGGUACAAGAUAAAAGGAUUACUGAAAUCAAAGAAGUCACUCUAUUUGGAAUUACAAUGGCCGCUUUCUUGAAUACAAUUGUGUUCUGCUAGAGGAAAGGUUUCCAGUACUGUUAUACAGCAGCACGGUUGGCAUGGCUAUCUUAGCUCACCAAAUAUAUCCCACUGUAUUGAUUUUCAUGUUCCCUUUGUCUGUCUGUCUGUCUGUAGUAUGUGCUCCUCAUUCCUGUCAGGAGCCCUGAGCUUGUUAAAGACAUGGUUGCCUGGGCAACAAGGAUCAUAUCUUAAUGGCAGAGGCAUAAUAAAACAACGUCAUGUUCUGUAGCUAACAAUUAGCAGUACUGUAACUAUUAUCUAACUUACUGAGGUAUUACGUCUGAGGAAUGUAGCCUGAAAGGUUUUUGUUGGAAAAUGUUGCAUCUGUGGUUGUCUUAUUAAAGACUGAUGCAGAUCACCGUAGUUUCAGGUAAUAGAAUGGCAAUAACUUUAAAGGAGAUAGUCUCUUCUUAUUUAUCAUUGAAAAUGCUAUAGAUAUUUCUUAAUUUAAUUGCAUUUCUUAUUGAUAUUUCUUGAUUUCUUUCUUUUUACUUUUUGGGAUUAUUGUGUAUUGUUUUGUAUCGCUAGGUAUUAUUACUGUACUGUUGGAGCUAGAAACACAAGCAUUUCACUGCACCUGCGAUAACAUCUGCAAAUCUGUGUAUGCGACCAAUCAACUUUGAUUUGAGAUAGUAUAACAUUACAUGGCAGCAUGACUCAACUCAUAUACAGUAAUGUCAGCUUCAGUUGUUCUGAGAGGUAAGAAUGAGACCGUUUUGCUGUACUCGAUGCAUUCAUUUCUGACCGCGUCGUGGAUUGUUCUAUUAAAUCUAUUCUUAUCAGCGCGGGUCAACAAGGGCCUAUAAUGAGAAAGGGUGGAGGGGUUUGUUUGGUAUCGGGCCAAUAUGCCGUCUCCUCAUCACCCCUGAAUGUCUACUCUGCCUCUCCUCCUCAGCUCCGGAACUUCCCAUUCUGGAGAGGAGGAACUGGCUCAUCCACCUGCACUACAUCCGCAAAGACUAUGAGACCUGCAAGGUAUGCCACCCCCCCCCCCCCGCUGUCUCUGCCGGUGGUCCGGUCCAGUCCCUGACUGUCAUUCAUUUCCCCCUUGUUUAAUGUGCAUUGGUGUUACACUGCCCUUUCUGUUAGCCUAGACAGCAUGCAGAUAAUGAAUGAAGGCAUCAAGGGCUCCCUCCCCCUCCCUUUGUCUUAAUGUCUUCUACUGAAAAGGGACUGCUGAGAAGAUAGUGAUGUAAUCAUCUGUUUCAAGCUGUGUUCCGUCUGUACAUUUGAAAAUGCUACUAGGGCAUGCUAUUUUCUCCUACCCUGCAUGCAUGGUUAAAUAAAUAUGAACCCACUACACAAUCUCCGAAGUACAGUUUUGUAACAACAGCUGUUAUAACCAAGAAUGUCGGGUUACUACAGGUAACUGCCAAAAUAAAGGAAACCCUUGAGUAAAUGAGGGAUACAAAGUAUAUUUAAAAAGCAGUUGCUUCCACCCAGGUGUGGUUUCUGAGUUAAUUAAGCAAUUAACAUCCCAUCAUGAUUAGGGUCAUGUAUAGAAAUGCUGGGCAGGCCAUUAUUUUGGCUACCAUGGCUAUGCCCCCAUAGGAUGACAAUGGCCCCAUCCACAGGGGCACGAGUGGUCACUGAAUGGUUUGAUGAGCAUGAAAACUAUGUAAACCAUAUGCCAUUGCCGUCUCAGUCACCAGAUCUCAACCCAAUUGAACACUUAUUGGAGAUUCUGAGGCGGCGCCUGAGACAGCGUUUUCCACCACCAUCAACAAAACACCAAAUUAUGGAAUUUCUUGUGGAAGAAUGGUGUCGCAUCCCUCCAAUAGAGUUCCAGACACUUCUAGAAUCUAUGCCAAGGUGUAUUGAAGCUGUUCUGGCUCAUGGUGGCCCAACACCCUAUUAAGACACUUUAAAAUAAAAUGUUUUACAUUCUUUUGCCAGUUACCUGUAUGUCCGUCUUAGUUGGCAUAGGAAUGCUUUAUCUGUCAAUCCCAAAACUGAGUGUAGCCAAUGUAUUAGUCUUCCCUGCCAGACUCAUGGCACUCCACCCCAGUAUGUUGGAGAUAUCGGCUGUGGGAAGAGACUACCAACUUAGGAAAUACAGUCCAUUUUCAGUUCUUGCAAUAUUCUUUCUUGCAAUAUUCUUGUAACAUCAGUUUGCUCCAGGAGCGGAGAUCAUGUUUGUUGUUUCCCCAAAGGCAAUGAUCAAAGACCAGCUACAGGAAACCCAGGGAAUGUGUGAAUAUGCCAUAUACGUACAAGGUAAGAAGCCAUACUACAUUACGUUCCACAUCCCUCAUCGUGUGUUCAUCACGUUCAAACGGUUUAUCCCAACCACAACAGAGCUCUAGUCUAUUCCACUCAAAACCAAGCUUUAGAUGCACAAUUUCCUCCCAACAAACAGGCUUCUACCCCCUACUGCGCCUUAGAUUUUAAUGUGUUGGUUUAACUCCUUUUCAUGCUAAUGUAAAAGCCUAUUUUCUUGCUAUGAAGCACUAAUCUUGCGUCUGGAGGGGCAGAUCCAGCCGUCCCUGGAGUUGUUCCAGAGCUGUGCCAUCCUCAAUCCCACCAGCUCCGACAACCUCAAACAAGUAGCCCGAUCGCUGUGAGUAGAGAGUACCCUGCCUGAGCACUGAGCCUGCCUGGGCUAGACACUGCUUUUGAUCAUAGCACUCAACAGGCAGGAACAGGUCAUACAGAAUAUAAUAAUGAUAUCAGAUUGUGUUGUGCAGGGUUCCUUACGAGAUCAAGGUAGUUUGUAUGGUAUUAGGGAUGGGAACUAUGUUUGGCAUCCGCCUUGGUGAUGCGCGUCUACCAUUUUGCGGCAGAAUACACACCGGGCAUUGGCUGAUUUAGGAGAUGUUGGAUUUAGGGUUACUCUGUGCUUGUACGUCCAUUUUUAUAGUUGUUUAUGUAUAUAUUUUUUCAGUUUUCUGCUUGGGAAACACAAGGCAGCCAUUGAGGUUUAUCAUGAAGCCGGGAAGCUCAAUGAGAAAGACUGGGUAAGAGAAAAGAUUGUGGUUUCCUCUCCUUAUUUUUGGCCUGUACCUGUAACCAUUGGCAACUUAAGAUUUAUCAAUCAGCAUUGCUCUUCCUGGAUUUACACACUGCUUUUCAGCUAUAGGGGUUAAGUGUGGAACAAUGAACUAUAUGCAUAUUCAGCCAUUUUUAUUUGUUUUGUAGCUCCAUAUAGCCACUCUGAUAUUUUUCUCACUCCAGGAGAUCAACCAUAAUCUGGGUGUAUGCUAUUCCUUCAUAAAAGACUUCCAAAAUGUGAGUAUGAGCUGGAUUUUGACACACUGUUCAUAAGGAAGUAAUUCGACUAAAUUGUUAUUUUAAUACACAUUUCUGAAUGAAAUGGCACCUCAGCCAUUGUUCAAGUAUUUGACGGUGGAUGAUAGAGUAGAGAUAUCUGUUGUUUUCCAGUCUGAAGAGCAGUUGAAUGCAGCCUUGCAGUUGAAAAAACACGACAGGACAUUCAUGACACUGGGAAAGGUCCACUUGUUGGCGGGAGACACGGACAAAGCCAUCGAAGUGUACAAGAGUGCAGUUGAGUAAGUUUGGAUGUAGAGACUGUUCUAAAACGUUUUAAACGUUUAAAAAACGGUUCUAAAAGUUGGGAAACUUUGCACUACUUCUAAUAUGCUCUAGAAAAUCUCCUAUGGGACAUUUGUUUAUUAUAGGAUUGUGAAUAGGUGACAUUUAGAGAGAACAUUCACUGUAAUUAAGUUUAAAAGAAGUUCAUCCUCAUGGAAGAAAAUGUAGGUUUGUUGAAAGGUUGCUUUGUUAUUAAAAACCUAAAUGUGUUCGUUUUUAAUACUAGAGGAACAACUUUCACUGAACUUCCAUUAUUUAAAAAACAUGCAGCACUAAAGCCUUCAUUAGUGAAUAGUUUUUUAAUAAUAGAGCAAUGAUAAUAUAGACGAGUUUUAGACAACCUUUUCACAGUAAUGAUUAUGCAGCAGAAGGGUAAUUUUCCCCUACAUAGCUAUUAAUGAUGAUGUUCAUUUAAGAUGGAAUAAAAGGUUAGUAGAAAAUCCCUUAAGACAAAAAAAAAACAUGCUGUGCUUUAAACAUUGGGAUCUGUUCCUGGUUGUGAUCACACUAGUUUAAAAAUGUCUGCUCUAAAAUGGUUGAUUUCAAUCAUCUAAACAACUGAAUCAGACUCACUUAUCAUCUCUGACUGAAGGCCACCCAUUUCCUUGUUCAACAUACUGUACAAGUCCAAAUCUCUGUUUCAGUAUCCUCACUAGCAUAUUACUUAGAACGAAGCAAUACAUUUGUGUGUGUGUGUAUCCAUACUGGCAAAUGGUAUUCUAGUAUGAGUAAGUGGUAUGUCAGUAUGGAUAUUAGUAUGGAUAUAGGAUCACAGCCCAAAUAUCCAUUAAAGAAUCGUCCUAUCCAGGGCAGCGGAGGAAAUAAGGUAAUGACAAAAGUCAGUGUAUAUAUGUGUCCCGCGUUGCCGUGCUCAUUAUUACUACUGCCUAUUGGGUAAAUGAAUUAAUCAAGUCGCCCAGCUACUCGGCUUGCUUUUAAUUAGACUUACCAUUGUGAACCUUGAUUCAACCUCAGCCUCUCGUCUCUCCUCCUCCCCUCACAAGGCUUUCUUUAUGUGUUUUCUUCCCCCCAGUCAUAAUUAAUACUCUGCAAUUAUGCUGAAUCGAACCCAUUAAAUAAUCAGCAAAUUACAAGAUCCGUUCUUCUAUUUGCAUGAGACUAAGUGUAGAUAGACAUUAUUAUGUGUAAUUACAUGCGUAGAGGUGAAAUUAGAGGUGUCUUUCCCUCUGUGUAGGUUCUCUCCAGAGAAUGCAGAGUUGCUGACCACUCUGGGGCUCCUGUAUCUGCAGGUGGGUCUGAAAUCAACUCUGAACACACUCUUAAGAGUGGAAUGUUUUUUUAUUAGGAAAUGGGUUAGUAUAUUAUGUUGUGUCCCCCAAAAAAAUUGAAUGACGUUUUUCCAGAAUGGUGAUAUUUGUUGUCACUGAUUGUUGGUAAUCUUCCACAGCUGGGAAAAUACCAAAAAGCAUUUGAACAUCUCGGGAAUGCACUUACUUACGACCCUAAUAACUAUAAGGUAAGUGGCCACCAUAUUAUGAGCUUGUUUCACUUUUUAUAAACACCUGAUACAUGUACUGCAACAUUGGGUCUGCUGUACUGUAUGUUUAUAAUGUGCAGUAGGGUUCCCCAACUGGCGGCCCGCAGGCCAAAUCUAUUUUAUUUGGCCACCCAAGUUUUCUGAGCAAAAAAAAUAAAUAAAAUAAAUAUAUACAGUGGGGAGAACAAGUAUUUGAUACACUGCCGAUUUUGCAGGUUUUCCUACUUACAAAGCAUGUACAGUGAGGGAAAAAAGUAUUUGAUCCCCUGCUGAUUUUGUACGUUUGCCCACUGACAAAGAAAUGAUCAGUCUAUAAUUUUAAUGGUAGGUUUAUUUGAACAGUAAGAGACAGAAGAACAACAAAAAAAUCCAGAAAAACAUGUCAAAAAUGUUAUAAAUUGAUUUGCAUUUUAAUGAGGGAAAUAAGUAUUUGACCCCCUCUCAAUCAGAAAGAUUUCUGGCUCCCAGGUGUCUUUUAUACAGGUAACGAGCUGAGAUUAGGAGCACACUCUUAAAGGGAGUGCUCCUAAUCUCAGUUUGUUACCUGUAUAAAAGACACCUGUCCACAGAAGCAAUCAAUCAAUCAGAUUCCAAACUCUCCACCAUGGCCAAGACCAAAGAGCUCUCCAAGAAUGACAGGGACAAGAUUGUAGACCUACACAAGGCUGGAAUGGGCUACAAGACCAUCGCCAAGCGGCUUGGUGAGAAGGUGACAACAGUUGGUGCGAUUAUUCGCAAAUGGAAGAAACACAAAAUAACUGUCAAUCUCCCUCGGCCUGGGGCUCCAUGCAAGAUCUCACCUCGUGGAGUUGCAACGAUCAUGAGAACGGUGAGGAUUCAGCCCAGAACUACACGGGAGGAUCUUGUCAAUGAUCUCAAGGCAGCUGGGACCAUAGUCACCAAGAAAACAAUUGGUAACACACUUCGCCGUGAAGGACUGAAAUCCUGCAGCACCCGCAAGGUCCCCCUGCUCAAUAAAGCACAUAUACAGGCCCGUCUGAAGUUUGCCAAUGAACAUCUGAAUGAUUCAGAGGAGAACUGGGUCAAAGUGUUGUGGUCAGAUGAGACCAAAAUCGAGCUCUUUGGCAUCAACUCAACUCGCCGUUUUUGGAGGAGGAGGAAUGCUGCUUAUGACCCCAAGAACACCAUCCCCACCGUCAAACAUGGAGGUGGAAACAUUAUGCUUUGGGGGUGUUUUUCUGCUAAGGGGACAGGACAACUUCACCGCAUCAAAGGGACGAUGGACGGGGCCAUGUACCGUCAAAUCUUGGUGAGAACCUACAGUGGGGAAAAAAAGUAUUUAGUCAGCCACCAAUUGUGCAAGUUCUCCCACUUAAAAAGAUGAGAGAGGCCUGUAAUUUUCAUCAUAGGUACACGUCAACUAUGACAGACAAAUUGAGAAAAGAAAUUCCAGAAAAUCACAUUGUAGGAUUUUUAAUGAAUUUAUUUGCAAAUUAUGGUGGAAAAUAAGUAUUUGGUCACCUACAAACAAGCAAGAUUUCUGGCUCUCACAGACCUGUAACUUCUUCUUUAAGAGGCUCCUCUGUCCUCCACUCGUUACCUGUAUUAAUGGCACCUGUUUGAACUUGUUAUCCGUAUAAAAGACACCUGUCCACAACCUCAAACAGUCACACUCCAAACUCCACUAUGGCCAAGACCAAAGAGCUGUCAAAGGACACCAGAAACAAAAUUGUAGACCUGCACCAGGCUGGGAAGACUGAAUCUGCAAUAGGUAAGCAGCUUGGUUUGAAGAAAUCAACUGUGGGAGCAAUUAUUAGGAAAUGGAAGACAUACAAGACAACUGAUAAUCUCCCUCGAUCUGGGGCUCCACGCAAGAGCUCACCCUGUGGGGUCAAAAUGAUCACAAGAACGGUGAGCAAAAAUCCCAGAACCACAUGGGGGGACCUAGUGAAUGACCUGCAGAGAGCUGGGACCAAAGUAACAAAGCCUACCAUCAGUAACACACUACGCCGCCAGGGACUCAAAUCCUGCAGUCCCCCUGCUUAAGCCAGUACAUGUCCAGGCCCGUCUGAAGUUUGCUAGAGUGCAUUUGGAUGAUCCAGAAGAGGAUUGGGAGAAUGUCAUAUGGUCAGAUGAAACCAAAAUAGAACUUUUUGGUAAAAACUCAACUCGUCGUGUUUGGAGGACAAAGAAUGCUGAGUUGCAUCCAAAGAACACCAUACCUACUGUGAAGCAUGGGGGUGGAAACAUCAUGCUUUGGGGCUGUUUUUCUGCAAAGGGACCAGGAUGACUGAUCCAUGUAAAGGAAAGAAUGAAUGGGGCCAUGUAUCGUGAGAUUGAGUGAAAACCUCCUUCCAUCAGCAAGGGCAUUGAAGAUGAAACGUGGCUGGGUCUUUCAGCAUGACAAUGAUCCCAAACACACCGCCCGGGCAACGAAGGAGUGGCUUCGUAAGAAGCAUUUCAAGGUCCUGGAGUGGCCUAGCCAGUCUCCAGAUCUCAACCCCAUAGAAAAUCUUUGGAGGGAGUUGAAAGUCUGUGUUGCCCAGCGACAGCCCCAAAACAUCACUGCUCUAGAGGAGAUCUGCAUGGAGGAAUGGGCCAAAAUACCAGCAACAGUGUGUGAAAACCUUGUGAAGACUUACAGAAAACGUUUGACCUGUGUCAUUGCCAACAAAGGGUAUAUAACAAAGUAUUGAGAAACUUUUGUUAUUGACCAAAUACUUAUUUUCCACCAUAACUUGCAAAUAAAUUCAUUAAAAAUCCUACAAUGUGAUUUUCUGGAUUUUUUUCCCUCAUUUUGUCUGUCAUAGUUGACGUGUACCUAUGAUGAAAAUUACAGGCCUCUCUCAUCUUUUUAAGUGGGAGAACUUGCACAAUUGGUGGCUGACUAAAUACUUUUUUUCCCCACUGUACCUUCCCUCAGCCAGGGCAUUGAAAAUGGGUCGUGGAUGGGUAUUCCAGCAUGACAAUGACCCAAAACAAAUGGCCAAGGCAACAAAGGAGUGGCUCAAGAAGAAGCACAUUAAGGUCCUGGAGUGGCCUAGCCAGUCUCCAGACCUUAAUCCCAUAGAAAAUCUGUGGAGGGAGCUGAAGUUUUGAGUUGCCAAACGUCAGCCUCGAAACCUUAAUGACUUGGAGAAGAUCUGCAAAGAGGAGUGGGACAAAAUCCCUCCUGAGAUGUGUGAAAACCUGGUGGCCAACUACAAGAAACGUCUGACCUCUGUGAUUGCCAACAAGGGUUUUGCCACCAAGUACUAUAAAUCAUGUUUUGCAGAGGUGUCAAAUACUUAUUUCCCUCAUUAAAAUGCAAAUCAAUUUAUAACAUUUUUGACAUGCGUUUUUCUGGAUUUUUCUGUUGUGAUUCUGUCUCUCACUGUUCAAAUAAACCUACCAUUAAAAUUAUAGACUGAUCAUGUCUUUGUCAGUGGGCAAACGUACAAAACCAGCAGGGGAUCAAAUACUUUUUUCCCUCACUGUAGAGGUCUGUAAUUUUUAUCAUAGGUACACUUCAACUGUGAGAGACAGAAUCUAAAACAAAAAUCCAGAAAAUCACAUUGUAUGAGUUUUAAGUAAUUCAUUUGCAUUUUAUUGCAUGACAUAAGUAUUUGAUCACCUACCAACCAGUAAGAAUUCUGGCUCUCACAGACCUGUUAGUUUUUCUUUAAGAAGCCCUCCUGUUCUCCACUCAUUACCUGUAUUAACUGCACCUGUUUGAACUCGUUACCUGUAUAAAAGACACCUGUCCACACACUCAAUCAAACAGACUCCAACCUCUCCACAAUGGCCAAGACCAGAGAGCUGUGUAAGGACAUCAGUUCAUGAUAGACCUGCACAAGGCUGGGAUGGGCUACAGGACAAUAGGCAAGCAGCUUGGUGAGAAGGCAACAACUGUUAGAAAUUAGAAUUUAUUAGAAAAUGGAAGAAGUUCAAGAUGACAGUCAAUCACCCUCAGUCUGGGGCUCCAUGCAAGAUCUCACCUUGUGGGGCAUCAAUGAUCAUGAGGAAGGUGAGGGAUCAGCCCAGAACUACACGGCAGGACCUGGUCAAUGACCUGAAGAGAGCUGGGACCACAGUCUCAAAGAAAACCAUUAGUAACACACUACGCCGUCAUGGAUUAAAAUCCUGCAGUGCACGCAAGGUACCCCUGCUCAAGCCAGCGCAUGUCCAGGCCCGUCUGAAGUUUGCCAAUGACCAUCUGGAUGAUCCAGAGGAGGAAUGGGAGAAGGUCAUGUAGUCUGAUGAGACAAAAAUAUAGCUUUUUGGUCUAAACUCCACUCGCAGUGUUUGGAGGAAGAAGAAGGAUGAGUACAACCCCAAGAACACCAUCCCAACCGUGAAGCAUGGAGGUGGAAACAUCAUUCUUUGGGGAUGCUUUUCUGCAAAGGGGACAGGAUGACUGCACCUUAUUGAGGGGAGGAUGGAUGGGGCCAUGUAUCGCAAGAUCUUGGCCAACAACCUCCUUCCCUCAGUAAGAGCAUUGAAGAUGGGUUGUGGCUGGGUCUUCCAGCAUGACAACGACCCAAAACACACAGCCAGGGCAACUAAGGAGUGGCUCCGUAAGAAGCAUCUCAAGGUCCUGGAGUGGCCUAGCCAGUCUCCAGACCUGAACCCAAUAGAAAGUCUUUGGAGGGAGCUGAAAGUCUGUAUUGCCCACCGACAGCCCCGAAACCUGAAGGAUCUGGAGAAGGUCUGUAUGGAGGAGUGGGCCAAAAUCCCUGCUGCAGUGUGUGCAAACCUGGUCAAGACCUACAGGAAACGUAUGAUCUCUGUAAUUGCAAACAAAGGUUUCUGUACCAAAUAUUAAGUUCUGCUUUUCUGAUGUAUCAAAUACUUAUGUCAUGCAAUAAAAUGCAAAUUAAUUACUUAAAAAUCAUACAAUGUGAUUUUCUGGAUUUUUGUUUUAGAUUCGAUUUCUCACAGUUGAAGUGUACCUAUGAUAAAAAAAUUACAGACCUCUACAUGCUUUGUAAGUAGGAAAACCUGCAAAAUCGGCAGUGUAUCAAAUACUUGUUCUCCCCACUGUAUAUACACUACCGUUCAAAAGUUUGGGGUCACUUAGAAAUGUCCUUGUUUUCGAAAGAAAAGCAAUUUUUGUGUCCAUUAAAAGAACAUCAAAUUGAUCAGAAAUACAGUGUAGACAUUGUUAAUGUUGUAAAUGGCUAUUGUAGCUGGAAACGGCUGAUUUUUAAUGGAAUAUAUACAUAGGCGUACAGAGGCCCAUUAUCAGCAACCAUCAGUCCUGUGUUCCAAUGGCAUGUUGUGUUUGCUAAUCCAAGUUUAUCAUUUUAAAAGGCUAAUUGAUCAUUAGAAAACCAUUUUGCAAUUAUGUUAGCACAGCUGAAAAUUGUUGUGCUGAUUAAAGCAGCAAUAAAACUGGCCUUCUUGAGACUAGUUGAGUAUCUGGAGCAUCAGCAAUUGUGGGUUCGAUUACAGGAUCAAAAUGGCCAGAAACAAAUAACUUUCUUCUGAAACUCAUCAGUCUAUUCUUGUUCUGAGAAAUGAAGGCUAUUCCAUGUAAGAAAAGAAACUGAAGAUCUCGUACAACGCUGUGUACUACUCCCUUCACAGAACAGCCCAAACUGGCUCUAACCAGAAUAUAAAAGAGGAGUGGGAGGCCCUGGUGCACAACUGAGCAAGAGGACAAAUACAUUAGAGUGUCUAGUUUGAGAAACAGUACCCGGUACUAUUUCAUGAAGCUGCCAGUUGAGGAGUCUGUUUCUCAAACUUAUAUAUUUAUUUUAUUUUAUUGUUGGACAUAAAAGACUAAAAACACCAGAAAAUCAGCUCCAAGUGAUUUUAAUUUUGGAAAUAUGUUCCAAAGUAUUUCCAAGCAUAAUAGAGAGAUAUAUGUGAUUGUAUACAAAUGUAAGCAAGGUUUGAAAUUAUUAUGUUUUAGUCAGAUAUUAUAUCUGUUUGAGCUUCUUGCGGUCAAUUUGCAGUCUACAAAUUAUUUGUAAUUAUGUUCCGGCUCCCUGACUAUCCACUCAAGAAGAAAUGGGCCUGCAGCUGAAUCUAGUUGAUGAUCCCUGCGUCUGAAUCUAGUUGAUGAUCCCUGCGUCUGAAUCUAGUUGAUGAUCCCUGCGUCUGAAUCUAGUUGAUGAUCCCUGCGGCUGAAUCUAGUUGAUGAUCCCUGCGUCUGAAUCUAGUUGAUGAUCCCUGAUGUACAGUAUGUCAGUUAUGUGUAUGCGUCCCUGCUAGGCCAUCCUGGCAGCAGGCAGUAUGAUGCAGACCCAUGGGGACUUUGAUGUGGCCAUGAACAAGUACCGCGUGGCAGCACGCAUGGUCCCCGAGAGCCCCCCGCUCUGGAACAACAUCGGCAUGUGCUUCUUCGGCAAGAAGAAAUAUGUAGCAGUGAGUAUUCUCACAUUUCACAUACUGUACAUAUAAGACGGCGUCAAGGACCGAUGUAUGUCAUUUGACAGAUUGUCAUAUAUUUCCAUGGCAUCAAAGGGGGCAUACUAAGACUACAGUACACACCUCAAAUGCCAUUUUUAGGACAGUUGUUGUUUUGUUGUCUAGCCAUGUUAAACCCCUCUCCGUUCCGGUUUCCUUUCUGUGUGAACCAGGCCAUCAGCUGUCUGAAGCGGGCCCACUACCUGUCUCCGUUUGACUGGAAGGUGCUGUACAACCUGGGCCUGGUGCACCUCACCAUGCAGCAGUAUGCCUCUGCCUUCCUCUUCCUCAGCGCUGCCACCAACCUGCAGCCCCGCCUGGGAGAACUCUACAUGGGGCUAGCCUGGCCUGGGAGAACUCUACAUGCUAAGCAGUAAGGCUAGCCCCGCUGAGAACUCUAAUGCUGCUAGCAGGAACCUAGCCCCGCCUGGGAGAACUCUACGCUACUAGAUGUAACGUACCUGCGCUGGGAACUCUACAGCUAUAGCAGUAACGCUGCCCGCCUGGGGAACUCUACAUGCACUAGCAGUAACGCUAGCCUGGCCUGGAGAACUCUAAUGCUACUAGCAGGUACGCUAGCCCCGCUGGGAGAACUCUACAUGCUACCUGCAGGUAAGCUAGCCUGGUCUGAGAAUUACUGCUGACUAGCAGGUAACACUAGCUGGCCUGGGAGAACUCUACAUGUACUAGCAGGUCGCUAGCUGAGCCUGGGAGAACUUGAAUGUGUAGCAGGUAACAUAGCCGGCUGGGAGAAUUACAUGUCCGCAGAGGUAACCGCAGCCCUGGCCUGGGAGAACUCUACAUGCUACUAGCAGUAGCUUAGCUGGCGAGAAGAGAAUCUACAUGCUACGCAGGUCAUGCUACCUGGCUGGGAGAAUCACUAUAGCAUGGUACACUAGCCUGGCUGGAAGACUCUACAUGUACUAGCAGUUUGAACACUAGCCCCGCCUGGGAACAUAAUCUACAUGCAGGUACAUAGCCCCGCUGGGAGAAUACUAAUGUACUAGCAGUAACGACACCUGCUGGGAGAACUCCAAUUAUAGCAGGUAACGCUCUGUGCCGGGGAGAUUAAUGCUACUAGCAGGUUAAAAUAGCCGGCCUGGAGAACUCACUGCUCCUAGCAGUUACGCUAGCUGGCUGGGAACUCUACGCUACUAGCAGGUCAUGUAGCCUGGCCUGGGGAACUCUACUGCUGCUUAGCAGGUCAUGCUAGCCUGGCCUGGGCAACUCACAUGUACUAGCAGGUAACACUAGCCUGGCUGGGAGAACUCUACAUUGCUACUAGCAGUAACCUAGCCCCGCCUGGGAGAACUCUACAUGCUACUAGCAGGUAACACUAGCCUGGCCUGGGAGAACUCUACAUGCUACUAGCAGGUAACGCUAGCCUGGCCUGGGAGAACUCUACAUGCUACUAGCAGGUAACGCUAGCCUGGCCUGGGAGAACUCUACAUGCUACUAGCAGGUAACGCUAGCCUGGCCUGGGAGAACUCUACAUGCUACUAGCAGGUACAUGCUAGCCUGGCCUGGGAGAACUCUACAUGCUACUAGCAGGUAACGCUAGCCUGGCCUGGGAGAACUCUACAUGCUACUAGCAGGUACAUGCUAGCCUGGCCUGGCCUGCUCCCAUCUGGAUUGGCUUUAUGUGCCACUUCCACCUUACAUACUUGGUUCAAGGUAUCACAUCGGCAUUCCCUUAUAUUUACGCUAGAAUAAUGUUCAUGUAAUGGGAUCUGUUUAUAUUCAUGUGUUUAUGGAUGUUUACAGGUUUAUAUUUUUUGUAUAGGUUUAGUUGUUGUAGUUACCACUGAACUGACCACUCUCCUCUUUCAGUUGCACUGACCAAUCUGGAGGACGUGGACAAUGCCAGGAGAUCCUAUGAACAAGCUGUGGCUUUAGACCAGUAAGUUGCUCCCAAUCGAACUUCCAUUCAGUUUGAACUUAUGUCCUGAGUCAAUCUACGAAGUUCAAGUUGUGUUUGAAUUAAAUUAAUUUAAAAUGAGACUCAGAGAUAUGACAUCGCCACGAGCAGCACUGCAGAUGUUGCUUAUACACUGAGUGUACAAAACAUUAAGAACACCUGCUCUUUCCAUGACUAACCAGGUGAAAGCUAUGAUCCCUUAUUGAUGUCACCUGUUAAAUCCACUUCAAUCAGUUUAGAUGAAGGGGAGGAGACAGGUUAAAGAAUGAUUUUUAAGCCUUGAUACAAUUGCAACCUGAUAUUAGGAAGGUGUUCUUAAUGUUUCGUACACUCAGUGUAGGUGCGAUGCAAGAUGAUGUGCUCAUAUACAGAGUAUCACAGACACAGGAGGUUGGUGGGACCUUAAUUGGGGAGAACAGGCUGGUGGUAAUGACUGGAGCGGAAUAGGUGGAACGGUAUCAAAUACAUCAAUCACAUGGUUUCCAGGUGUUUAAUGCCAUUCCAUUUGCGCCGUUCCAGCCAUUAUUAUAAGCUGUUCUCCCUUCAGCAGCCUCCUGUGACCACAGAGUACCUCUCGCUUUAAUGCUCUUAGUUGUUGCAGACAUCAACCCAAUAGUGCUGUUUACUUCAUACAUCGCUGACUCUACCUUUGAUUACUGAUCUACCUAUCUAUGACUUAUCGAGUCGAUCUGUUUCCACCGGCUCCUUGUUCCUCCCAGGUCCAACCCUCUGGUCAACCUGAACUUUGCCAUUCUGCUCUACAACCACGGGGACAAGAACGGAGCCCUGCAACAGUACCAGGAGUUGGAAAGGAAAGUGAACAUACUGAAGGACAGCAACACUGAGUUUGACCCUGAGGUACAAUCCAGUAGCUUCCUCUAUACUCUACAUACAAUGUAGGUCAAACACAGGAUGUUGGUGGCACCUUAAUUGGGGAGAACAGGCUCAUGGUAUUGACUGGAGUGGAAUGGUAUGAAAUACAUGAAACACAUGAUUUGAUGCCAUUCCAUUUGCUCCGCUCCGGCCAUUUAUUAUGAGCCGUUCUCCCCUCAGCAGCCUCUUGUGAGGUCAAACUACUGAUGGAAGAGACAAACGUUUGCCAAUGUUGCAUUAACGUGACGUUGAUGUUAAUAUGAUGAAUGUAAUGUAAUACAGUAUGGUCAGUAUAUUGUUCCACAUUCUUGCACCGGCUUAAUAACAUCGCAAAAAAAAUGGCCUCUUCAAUUUCUUGACGUUUCCUAAUACCGCCAUUUUGUUUCCAUAGCUGAUGGACAUGGCUCAGAAGAUGGCCGCUGCCUUGCAGGUGGGAGAGAGCCUGGAGUGGACCAAGCCGGUCAAAGACCCCAAGUCUAAGCAGCGCUCGGCGGGGGCCACAAGUAAAGCCCCUGGCAGCUCCCAGCAGCCCCUAGGCACCAACCAGGCCCUGGAGCAGGCCAUGUCCUCCGCCGCAGGCUACAACAAGAGCAUCACACUCCCCACAGGUAACACAUCACACCAUCCUUAUAUAUUUUUAUGCAUUUUACGUGAUAGUUGGGUAAACGCUCGCUUAAAAUAAAAAAGGCGUUUACCCUCCAUUACACUACUGGUAAUUAGCUCGGUUAUAUGGAUGAGACAGAGAGACGUGUCAAGUUAACAUAAUAAUAUGAUCUUGUCAGUAGACUGUUAACUUGACUCACGUCUCUCAGAGAGCUCCUUGCGAAGUGUAACACCAAUAGAAAAUUAACUCAUUACAGAACACUGCGUAUACUUAGUAAAAUUCAGUUUCUAACACCUGUCUCUCAGGAGUGUCCCCCCACAGCCAGCCCAAGCCCCCCUCCCUGCCCUUGGAGGAGGAGCCUGAUGUGGAGACCACCCCCACCUCGCCUGACGACCCCUCCCGAGCCCCCCAGCCAGAGGAGUCAGACCCCUCCACCACCCUGCCCCCUCUGGCAGCCAAGCCCAAAGUCAAGAAGAGCAAGUUGAAGCAAGAGCUGAACUAAACUAGUCCCCAGGCCUGUAGUGUAU